GAGGACGGGGCGGAGCACGGGCGGAGCGGGCGGGUCGUGCUGGGGUUCGUGCUGUUCCUGCUGAUCGUCUGGACGUUGUUGGGGAACACGCUGGUCUGCGCCGCCGUGGUGAAGUUCAGGCACCUGAGGUCGAAGGUCACAAACUUUUUUGUGAUCUCGCUGGCCGUGUCGGAUCUCUUCGUGGCCGUGCUGGUGAUGCCCUGGGAGGCCAUGUCGGCGGUCGCGGGGGCGUGGCUGUUCGGCCGCUUCUGCGCCGUCUGGGUGGCGUUCGACAUCAUGUGUUCCACGGCGUCCAUCCUGAACCUGUGCAUCAUCAGCGUGGAUCGUUACUGGGCGAUCGCUAGCCCGUUCCGCUACGAGCGUAAGAUGACCCAGCGCGUGGCGUUCGUGAUGAUCGGCGUCGCCUGGACGCUUUCGGUUCUCAUCUCCUUCAUCCCCGUCCAGCUCAACUGGCACGAAGCGGACGAGGACGAGGAGGACGCUAACAUCGUCGACCAGGCUAACGUUAACGCAAACGUCAGCGACGACAACUGCAAAGCUAACCUGAACCGGACGUACGCCAUCUCGUCCUCACUCAUCAGCUUCUACAUUCCGGUGGUGAUCAUGAUCGCUACGUACACGCGCAUUUUCCGCAUCGCUCAGACCCAGAUCCGCCGGAUUUCCUCCCUGGAACGGGCCGCGGGUCACGACGAAAAUUCCAACUCGCUAAAAACGGCGUUUAAAAAGGAAACCAAGGUGCUGAAGACGCUGUCGGUCAUCAUGGGCGUGUUCGUCUGCUGCUGGCUGCCGUUCUUCAUCCUGAACUGCAUGGUUCCGUUCUGCCAGUGCGUCAGCGACACCACCUUCGCCGUCUUCGUCUGGUUCGGCUGGGCCAACUCCUCGCUCAACCCCGUCAUCUACGCCUUCAACGCCGACUUCCGAAAAGCCUUCGCCUCCAUCCUGGGCUGCCACAAGCUCUUCCCCAGCAGCGCCGUGGAGGCCGUCAACUUCAGCAACGAGCUGGUGUCGUACCACCACGAUACCACGCUGCACAAGGAGGCGCCGCCGCCGCUUCCGCCCAGAGACCAACAACGAGCCCUACGCAUUCAUAAGAGUUCCUCCUUAAGCUCCUCCUCUUCCUGUGUGGUCGUGGGCGGAGUCUUCCGUGAUCACACGCGUGCGCUGCUGCCCAGCGUCGGCCGGUGCGAGUGCGACGCCGAGAUCUCGCUGGACACCAUCACGCCCUUCACCUCCACCGCCGUCAUGGAGUGUGGAGGGAUUCCAGGACAGAUCGUCCACGACUGA
This is a messenger RNA of Trichomycterus rosablanca, 1284 nucleotides long. Its product is annotated as D(1C) dopamine receptor. Gene Ontology annotation, molecular function: G protein-coupled receptor activity. The record is from RefSeq and is a predicted model, not a curated record. Gene Ontology annotation, biological process: adenylate cyclase-activating adrenergic receptor signaling pathway. The coding region runs from base 196 to 1284 and encodes 362 amino acids. Lineage: Eukaryota; Metazoa; Chordata; Actinopteri; Siluriformes; Trichomycteridae. Gene Ontology annotation, cellular component: plasma membrane. The transcript has a single exon.